Pecten maximus is the source of this 7295-nucleotide messenger RNA. RefSeq lists its product as uncharacterized. The record is from RefSeq and is a predicted model, not a curated record. Lineage: Eukaryota; Metazoa; Mollusca; Bivalvia; Pectinida; Pectinidae. The transcript is spliced from 12 exons. The annotation marks the transcript as partial.
UUAACUUAUGGUCGAGUCAAAGAGAUCGAAUUGGACGGAUCAUGGGAUCUAACAUCGUCCAUUGAUGGAACAAUCACAGUCAAAACACCAAUAGAAGGCUUUAACAACUUGUUAUUCAAGAUGAGUCACGUUGGAGGAGUGAAUGGCUUCCGUUCAAGUGCUACAGCAGUCUACUACAUGAACCAGAAAAUCGAAAUAGAAGCUGUAUUCAAAAAUGGCGCAACACAGGAAGCAUCAGCCGUCUUCACAUCUCCGUUUACAUCUGAUUUCCGCGCUUCGUUCUUGAAAUCAACAGAAGAGGCAACGGGCGAAAUUUAUUACGACGAAAGAGAAAAGCUUUAUACCAAAAUCACAUACUCAGCAUCCCCUGUCGUAGAAGGGACUUUCCUUUUACGAAGUGUUAUUCCAGGUAUGGAAACAUUAAACGGGGCAUUAAGACAUGAAGUUUCCAUCCAAACAACAAAGUCACACGCUGAGUUUACCAUCAACGGCCAAACGUCACAGGUCGACAUUACAUAUAAAAACGGAUUUAAAAAGCAAGGUUCCAUUCGCAUCAGAACACCAAUAACAGCAAUUGGAGAUAUCGGUGCGUCGUUUUCCCACAAACUAGGUAGAAGUAUCCUUGAAUCUUCAAUGCAGCUGAACUCCGGUGAACAGCAAGUCUCUGCCGAGGUUUCUCUCAGAUGGCGAAAUAAUAUUGAAGGAUCUUUCCGUGUAGCAACACCAUUCCUUAAAUUCAGGAACAUCAGAGGCGCAUUUACCCAUUCCGGAACAAUCCAGCAAUUUACAUGUCACGCCGACUUCCAGUAUGCUGCAUCCAAGAAGUUGUCAGGAGACAUAACAUUUUCCUCUAUCAAUGCAUUCGAAGGCAGUGUUUCUUUAACCACUCCGUUCGUUGGUUACGAAACAAUGACAGCUGCAUUCCGACAUGAUUUGUCAACGGAGAACCUUUCCAGUCAUCUGGAAAUAUCCUAUCAACCCAACCAGAGGCUAGAAUUAGAUGUUGCAGGCUCUCUCGGGGACUUAUCUCGUGGGCAAGUCACGAUCAAAACACCGUUUGCUGGAUACGAGGAAACAACUGGUACAUUCACUCAGAAUUUACGACCAAAUGGUUACGAAGCCCAUUUAGAAGCUACAUACAAUCAAGGGCAACGACUGGAAAUGGACUUGAGUGCAUUUCCUAAUGAAGGGCGAUUCGUACUUAGAACGCCAUUCACUGGGUUUGAGGAAAUCACUGCAGCAUUUAACAAGGAAUUGACAUCAGACAGUGUAUCUGGCCAUGCCGAAGCUACUUACCAAGGGCAGAAAAUGGAAGUUGAUAUUACUUUAUCCUACUCAAAUGGAAAAUUAGUCAUAAAAACUCCGGUAUCCGGAUAUGAAGAGAUGUCUGUCAGUUACACGCACCGAGGAACAGCAGAAAGUUUUGUCUUUCACGCAGAUAUGUCCUACCUCCAACAACAGAAAUUUGCUGUUGAUACAACAUUUUCGAAAAGAAACGGUCGAUUUGAUCUGGUAACACCAUUUCCAGGAUAUGAGCACAUUUCCGCGGCUUUUACAAACGCCAAUACUGGAGCCGAACUAUCGGGUACUGCUGAGGUAACGUACUCCACCGGAAAGAAAAUUGAGACCGAAUACACGUUUUCUCCUGUGGCUGGUCAUCUUAUAGUGAAAACACCAUUUACUGGUUACGAGGAAUUAACAGCUGCUUUUACACAUCAGUAUACAAAUGCAGGCUUCACUGGAAAGGUAAAUGUUUCACCAAAACCCUCCGAAAUAUAUGAGAUUUCCAUGGACUUAUCCUUGACCUCUGGGCAGCUAACCGUUAAGACACCUUUAGAAGGUUACGAAAUGAUGUCCGCAGCAUUCACAAACCGAAUAACAGAGGAACGUUUUACUCAUCAAUCCGAACUUACGUAUCUUCCCGGUCGAAAACUGGAGCUUGAUAUCACCAUUUCCGUUGGAGAUGGGCGUAUUGCUGUCCAAACACCAUUCGUUGGAUACGAAGAAAUGUCAGCUGCGUUUACACACCAAAUGACAGAACAAAACAUGGAUUCCUCUAUAGAUAUCACAUACUUGCCCGGUCAAAAAAUUAAAGUGGUCGCAUCUGUUUUGCAUGGAAGUGGUCAGGUUACAAUCACUACGCCAUUUAGUAGAUACGAAGAAAUGUCGGCUGCUUUUUCGAAUCAGAUGACAGACAGAAGCAUUACUUUACACGGAGAAGUCAUGUAUUUACCAGGAAGAAAACUACAAGGAGAUAUUUCACUUUCGCCAGAAAAUGGUCAGAUUACCAUCACUACUCCAUACAGUGGAUACGAAGAAAUGUCAGCUGCAUUCACAAACCAGAUAAACGACCAAAGUAUUAUAAAUCACGUAGAGAUCCAUUAUCAGCCGGGUAAGCAUAUAGAAAGUGAUAUUUCCAUUUCACCAAGCGAAGGAAAUAUUGUCCUGAGAACACCGUUCACUGGAUAUGAAGUGCUAUCAACCGCCUACCGACAGGAAAUCGCUGACAGGAGCAUUUCAGGAUACUUGGCAAUGUCGUACAAACAAGGAGAAAAAUUUGAGAUCGACAUUUCUCUCUCCGCAAUGGCUGGACAUUUGACUGUCAAAACCCCAUUCGAAGGAUACCGACUCAUGUCUACUUCAUUUACAACUGACGUAUCUAGUGAUACCGCUUCCACUAAGUUCCAGCUUUCCCUUAUUCCAGGUGAAAAAUACGAAGCUGACGUUUCUUUGUCUUUGACAGAGGGUCACAUCGUUGUCAAGACCCCGAUCACUGGAUACGAAACAUUUUCUGCAGCAUACACACUGAGUGUACGUAGAACAAGCUUCGCUGUCCAUGCUGAGAUGACAGAUCCUAGCAGCCAAAGAAUCGAAAUCGAUGCCAGUGCAAGUUUUGGAAGCCGUAUUAAAGCUAACGUUGUAGUCAAGACCCCGUUUACAGGAUAUGAACGAUUCGGAAUGACCAUCUCCCACGUCAUGCAAAAUGGAAAUAUUCAAAGUUCUGCUUCAAUCGAUUACGGAAGGAAGAUUGCAGUUGCCGCCACAAUGAGAACACGAGGUGGCAUAAUAUCUUCCCUAACUGUAAAGACACCAUUUAACGGAUAUGAAUUGUCUAAAAUAACAUUUGCCUUUACCAAGAAUGACCGAAUGUUUACUAGCCAAUCCUCUUUGGAAUUUGGAGGGCAAAAGGGAGAAUAUGAUGCUUCCAUCAGUUACAAUCCUACCAUAGAUGCUAGUUUUGUUCUUAAGACACCUUUCAAUGGUUUCGAGAUGACAUCUGUCACGUUUCAGCAUGUCACUUCAGUUGACAACCAACAAGUCCACGGCCGCGUUGUGUACAGUAACCAAAAGACGAUUCAAUUUGAUAUGACUUUGCAGGCAUCAAAUGCUUACAUAGGAAGCAUGUCGCUGAAUACCCCUUUUACUGGUUUUGAAUCAAGCACCGCUUCCUUUGAGAUUAAUCUGUCAGAAUCCGGAUUGACAUCUAACAUAGCUGCUGCUGUGGGGGAUAGAAGAAUCAGAAAUACACUCAGCUUGGCAAAGACCGACAACUCUGUCAUUGGUUCCAUCAAUUUGCAGACGCCAUUCGACCGUUUCGAAAACAUGGGUCUAAGCCUGAAUGCAGUAGGUUCUUGGAGUGAUAGUCAGAUUGCUAUGUCCAUCAGCUAUGACGAAACGAAACCUGUUGAAGUCUUGUUAAAACACUCUAUCCUAGGAGACAGGUAUGAUGGUAGUUUCCUUUUCCGUACGCUUUAUACUCCAGAACUGACGGCCAGUGUAACCCAUAACGGCGAUUGGCGAUCAUUUUCCAAUGAUUUGCAGAUGACAGUUGGAACAGAUAACAGUCUACAGCACGUCACUACAUUCAGAUUCAGUGAAGAUUUAACCGACAUUUCGUCUACAUUUACUGGUAUACUUAACGGAUACAGACAUUCAAUGAAGUCGACAUUUAAUCAUCAAGGGCAGAUCAACAACUUCAGAACCAAUCUGAAGAAUAACUUCAAUGGCCGUAAAUCAACCGUGACUAUAUCAUUCAGAAACACAGCAUCCAUUGAUGGAUCGUUCGCAAUGAAAACACCAUUCAAGGGACUUAGAAAUGUAGCAGCCAGCCUCCAGCACUCUGGAGAUCUAGGCCAAUUCACUACCAGAGCAAAUGUACAAUUAACUCCUGCUAAGAUAAUUUCAGCCAAUAUAGACUUCUUCAAUCAUCGUCUACGACGCAUCAACGGUAACUUUGAACUAGCGACACCGUUUGAGGGGUUCGAAUUGGCAAAGCUAGCCUACAGACACACUCUGACAUCUAACGACAAUCAAGCUGAAUGGAACGGCGAGAAAAUGCUUGACAUGGAUGUUGCUUUUGGAAAAGACACAGCAUAUGUAGCAGCAUUAACGAUGCGGGCCCCACGACCAGUCGCGUUCUCGUCCAAUGGCGAACUUAACGACGGCGUUAUGAGAGGGGAAUUGAAUAUGAACUGGAACACAGAGAGCCAGGACAGCAACAUCAUAAUGGAAGCUGCUGCUAACGAUAGGAGCGACAGCUUCACAACAAGGCAAGACGUGUCUUUGACAGUUAGAAAUAGUAGAAAAGCAGUUGGUGUCACUGGAUCUCUCAGCAAAUCACCAGUAGUUUUCACCUCAAGCGGAAACAUUAUAAUUGACGGUGUUACCAAAUAUGGAAUUGACCUUGACACGCGUGAUAAAACCAGACGCACCACCAAAGAAAAGAGCACUACAUUUGCUAUUCGACUUCCAUCUAGAACUGUCAAAGCAACUGGUCUAUUCCGCGACACAUAUCGUAUAAAGACCACCGAGGCUGCCAUCUUCUGGGACGCUGAAAGAGACGAAACACAGAAAAUUGGGGUCAUAGGCAGUUUUAUUCCACAAGGACAAUCAACAAAGACUGACUUUUCUGUUAGCUUCCCAAGUAUUGGAAAGAACGUCAAGCUCGACUCCGAAGUAACAAUGAACAGUGGAAAUAUCUUAUUUGACGGCAAGACUGAAUUCAGCUACUCCGGUGAUGUCAACAAGAAUCUUGUGAUCCAUUCACGAGUGGAAGAUCUUUCCUCUGGGUUUAGAAAGAAUUAUAGUUUCGUUGUCGGCGUCAGUCACCCUGCAUCCACCAUUGACGUUCAACUUACAUCCCAUAUAGGCCAUGUGGACAACAAAUACUCUGCUGACAUGAACUUGCACUACCUUACUGCCGGUCGUAGUAGGAAGAACUUCGCGCUGAUGGGAGAAAUUGACAGAAUGAGGAAACAGAUGAAGGUCGAGAUGGUAUCUCCAGUUAAAUCUAUAAAAGUGUCCGGCCAAGUCAGAACCAAUGUUCCCUACAAACUCCUGAUCAAUAAUCAGUAUGAUGAAAGUUUGGUGGACGCAGAAUUGGUCAUUGAUCCUAGCAAACUCAGUAUGGGCUUCCAUAUGAAUUACGACAUCGAAAAUCCUGGCAAAAUGUUCCACGCCGAGGCUAAGUAUGUUAACAACAGCGCAAUCAGGGCUGAGGUCUACCGAGAGGAAAAUACACAAAGAAUCACCGACAGCUUAUUCGCAAUGCGCCUCAACACAUCCAGAAUGCUUCACUCGAGAUUGCACUGGCGCCCAUCAAUUGUUCAAGAUCUGAAGGCAUAUGGACUUCGACGCAUGACCCGUGACAGCAGAGAUUCGAUGGAGCUUUAUAAUGAAAUAGCAACUGGAAUAAACGAGGAAGUGAACUCUAAGUACAACAUCAUCAGAUCCGCCCUCCUUGAAGAACUGAAACCAUACGUACAAUUCGCUGCCACAAAAAUAAGAGGAAUGCAACAAGAUGUGACAUCUAUGACGGGAGUUAUCGACUCUGCUGAAGUUGAGAGUCGUAUUGAAGAAUUUUCACAAUACCUCACGGAUGUCGUUUUGAAAAUAGAGAACCUGGCUAGCUGGAUGGAAACUGCUGCCUCUACACGUGUGUCGUACCCAAUGAAGGAUAAUGUGGACAUGUAUAUUAUUAAAGGAAGUGAACUAUUAGAGGAGAUGGGACAAGACUCAAGGAGGAACUAUGCUGACAUGAUGAAUCUAUUAGAUGACGAACUCGCAGAAAUUUCGAGAACUAUUCUAUCGGCAUUCAAAACCUACCAUGACCAAUUCACGAAUGCUAUAGCUCAGCCCUUGAACACGGAUGUUGUACGUUUGGCUAAAACCAAGUACAAUGAAUACCUCACUAAACUCACCAACCAAUUGCCAUCUGUUGAUGCUGUCGCUCAAAAAUACACGUCCGCCUUGUACAAUGGUAGGGAACAAAUCAACUCCGCCCUGUACGGACUGCUAGACAGACCCGAAAUCAACUACAUGCAUUCUCAGGUGGCUGCUGCUUAUAAAUACUGGGAAGUUGAAGAGAACGCCAAGGCCGCCAUCAUGAGUGUGUACGAUCAUAUCCUAGAGAUAAUCGAGGAAGAAAUUGAAUCUCUGAAAUCAGUCAUCACUGAUCUAGAGAAGACAAAGAUAACCGUGUUCGACCCUGCGAACGGUGAAGUUCAAACUGACACCUACCUGAUUGUUCCCAUGAAAUCCCUGAAGUCUUUACCAGGCAUUGACAUGAUCCGACGCUACAACACAAUCCGUUCGUAUAUACCAGACACCAGUAAGUGGGGAUCCGUCGCUGAUUACCUCCCUUCCUCAGAUGUCAGUACCUGGAUGCCUCCUUUCGAUGUUUUCGGAACCGUGGAGGGCAACACAUUCACAACAUUUGACGGUAAAACUUACCAGUUUAACGGACGAUGCAGCUACGUACUUGCCGGUGAUUACAUGGAUGGCAACUUCUCCAUCAUCCUCGACUAUAUGGGCAAACAAAAGAAGAGGGUCAUCAUCACCACCACCCAACACGCUGUUCAACUCCUACCAAAGAACAAGUUGAGAGUUGAUGGAGCCAUUACGACAAAGCCAUACCAUGCCCAGGACAUAUCAGUGAUCAAUGAGGGUGAUGACGUCACAGUAAGUGGGCGUGGCUUCACCGUCCGCCAUAACCUGUCCAGUGAUAUGUACGAGAUAGGACUGAGUGGUUGGUACUACGGAAAGACUGGAGGUUUACUCGGAACCUACAACAACGAACGUUACGAUGACAUGAUGAUGGCAUCCCGACAACUCACUAAUGACGUCACUUCCUUCACUGACUCAUGGGAAGUCAAUGACAGAUGUCGUUAAACAUAGUUGGACACUGAGUAUAAUACUGGACACUCAAAAUCUAAUGAAAUUAAGUGUUUAUGUGAGAUAACUUUCGAAUAUAUUUUAUAAUGUUUAACUUUAAUAAAAUGAUUAAUAGCAUGCAA